Vollenhovia emeryi is the source of this 2060-nucleotide messenger RNA. RefSeq lists its product as uncharacterized. The transcript is spliced from 2 exons. The coding region runs from base 324 to 1403 and encodes 359 amino acids. Lineage: Eukaryota; Metazoa; Arthropoda; Insecta; Hymenoptera; Formicidae. The record is from RefSeq and is a predicted model, not a curated record.
AAAGAAAUUGCAUUUCUUCAACGUACAUUGUACAGCGCUCUACGACCGGUAGGCAGUUACUGACUACUAAAAUAGACUGAUAGAUGGCGCUGUCUGUAACGGCGACACACCGAUAUAAAAGCAGAUGACUUCGGCCACGCUUGUGCAUAUGGUUGCAAAGUAAAUAAGUAAAAAAAGUUAUUAUAAGAAGGAAUUGAGAGUAAUAGACUUUAAAUGUCGUUUCUUUGUUUUCAGAGCAACGUCAUCGUUUUUUUUCAAUUCCUGGUACAACAAUAGAACUAGUCUUAUAAAACGACAUUUCUAGUUACUUAUAAUCGAGAAACAUGGAUAAACUACGAUUUAAGUUCGUGGUAUUGGGGUCAACGGACGGGAAAACAAACGUGAUAUGCAUAACCUCAAUUGAGACGCCCGACGGGUGCGUUUUUGAGAUCCCGGACGAGUUGAAGCCUGCAAGUAAACACACUGCUAUAUUGUCAUCAGACGUGUUUACUAAAAUAAAAAAUUCUCUAAAAAAAAGGCACCAAACACGUUCUGUAUGGAUCCCCCUAACGUCGGAUCUGAAGAAAAUAUACCUAGAUGAAGGAGAAAAUGUACAGUUUGGAGACCAGUAUUUAGACGAGAUAACAGAAAAGACGAUGCCGUCACAGGAUAACGAUAAUAGCAACACCCCUGAGAAAAAGAAUAUAGGGAAAACGGCGGAAAAGUUUUUGAUAGAAAAGUUUUCAAAUAAAACAUCAAGGGCUGACCAGUGGAUUAGUGAAUUCGAAAAUGAGUGUGAAAGAUUCGAGAUUGUAAAGGACCAAGACAAAAUUGGAAUUUUGAAACAUCUUCUAGAAAAACAGUGCAUAGAUUGGUAUAGUAGUAUGUUGAUAAAAUUGACGGUGAACUCAGAGUGGGCAGUAUGGAAGAACAACUUUUGUGAGACAUAUGGAAAUAAAGGUUGGUCUCAAGUCAAAUAUGCCUUUACAUUUAGAUUUCAAGCGGGAUCAUUACUGGAAUAUGCCACAAAAAAGGAAAGACUGUUAUUAGAAGUUAACAAAAACAUUGAUACCCACACAAUGAUAAAUCUUAUUGUAAUAGGAUUGCCAGAUUAUAUUAUGAAUAAAAUUGAUAAAGAAAAUGUGGAAUCAACUUCAAGCCUGUACAAUGAAAUUGGAAAAUAUGAACACAUGGCAAACAAGAAGAGUUUCAUUAAGAAGAGAAAUUCCUAUGAGUUAAAAGGAAAACCGGAUAAAAUUAAGCCAUGUAAAACCUGUGAGAAUUUAAAUAAAGGCAGCCGGUUCCACCCUGAAGAGAAAUGCUGGUUCAAACAGACGGAAGAUAAUAAUAAUAAGAGAAACUAUAAUAAAGCCAUCAACAAUUCAGUGAUUGAUGUUGAACUCAAUAAUGACAAAAAAAACUAAUAACAACACCAUUAAUUAAAGUCAAACUAUUAUUAAAUUCAGAAUUAGAAACUUUUGGAAUAUAUGAUUCAGGCUCAAAUGUUUCUAUAAUACAUUCUAAAUUAAUAAGACAAAAAGGAAAAGAUAAUUCUAGAUGCGAUAAUCUAACCACAAUUAAUGGUGUUAAAAAGGCCAACGGUUUGACAACUAUUAAAAUAAAAAUUUUUGAUAUCGAGGAAGACGCUGAUGUUUAUAUAAUUGAUGGAAAAGAGUUUAAAUAUGACUUUCUAAUCGGACUAGAUAUUAUAAAACAAUUCAGACUGGUUCAAGAUGAGCAUUUGAAGAUCACUCAGAAAAGGAAAGAAAUUAUUGAAGAAAAAAUAAAUCCCAUAAAUGAGGAUACAAAUAAAAACAAUACUUCUAAGGAGGUGAAAGAUGAAACAAAUAAUUCUUUAAUAAACUUUAAUGAACACAUAAAAGAGGAAGAUUUCCAGAUGAGUAUGGGUAACUUAAACAUUCAACAAAAAACAGAAAUAUACAAGCUAAUAGACACUUACAAAGCAAUUUUUGCAAAAGACAAGUAUGACAUAGGAACUGUCAAAGAAUAUGAAGCACGUAUUGACCUACUCAUGGACAAAUACUGUAGUAAAAGGCCUUACAGAUGUUCAAUUGAAGACA